CCUGUCACCUGCUCCGGCUGUGCCUAGGGCAGGAGGGGGACCGGUAUAAAGCAGCAGGCACCAGUGCCACUCCACCUCACACACGCAGUGCCGGCCCAGUCUGCUCUGCCUCUCCCGCCAGUUCACCACCACCAUGACACCGGGCACCCGGGCCCCUUCCUUCCUGCUGCUGCUGCUCCUGGUGCUUACAGGCCAGAAGAACGCCGUCACCUUAUCUCAGAGCAGCUCCACCACCAAAAGCUCAGCUGACACUUCCACUACAGCCACCGGGAUUGCUACAUCAGGCUUGGCCACCUUUACACUCCACACCGGCUCCUUGGCCCCAGCCACCAGCUCUACAUCUGCCUCAGGCAUCCCUGCAGCCCACGAUGGAACCUCAGCCCCAGCCACCAGCUCUGCCUCAGGGCCAGCCACCCCUGCAGCCCACGAUGGGACCUCGGCCGCAGCCACCAGCUCUGCCUCAGGGCCAGCCACCCCUNCAGCCCACGAUGGGACCUCGGCCCCAGCCACCAGCUCUGCCUCAGCCACCCCUGCAGCCCAUGAUGGGACCUCGGCUGCAGCCACCAGCUCUGCCUCAGGGUCAGCCACCCCUGCAGUCCACGAUGGGACCUCGGCCCCAGCCACCAGCUCUAUGUCUGUCUCAGCCACCCCUACAGGCCACGAGGGGACCUCAGCACCAGCCACCACCAGCUCUGUGUCUGUCUCACCCACUCCUACAGCCCAUGAGGGCACCUCAGCACCAGCCACCAGCUCUGUGUCAGUCCUGGCCACCACUCUAGCUCACAGUGGCUCCUCUGCUGUGGCCAGCACGACCCCAGUCAGCAAGGAGUCUCAGUCCUCAUUUCCCAGCUAUCAGUCUCCUACUUCCACCCCCUUUGGCACCCCCGGCAGCGGGAUGACCACUGGUAGCACUGAGCACAGUACGGCACCUCCCUCUCCUCCCUCCAGUCAUUCCCCUCAGCCGUCUGGUAUGGUCUCUCUCUUCUUCCUGUUUUUUGAGAUUUUGAACCUCCAGUUUAAUUCUUCUCUGGAAGAUCCCAGUACUCGCUACUAUCAAGAGCUGGAGAAGAACAUUUCUGGACUGUUUUUCCAGACUUAUCAACAAGAUUUUCUGGGCCUCUUGAGUAUCAAGUUUAGGCCAGGGUCUGUGGCAGUGGAGUCAAUGCUGAUCUUCCGGAAGGGCACUGCCAGCGACUACAGUGUGUGGUCACGGCUCACGGAGAAUAAAGCGGAAGCAGAAAGAUACAACCUGGUCAUCUCACAAGUCAAGGCGAGUGAGGUGCAGGCUCCUUCUCCCACUGCCCAGGCCAGGGUGCCAGGCUGGGGCAUCGCCCUGCUGGUGCUGGUCUGCGUUCUGGUCCUGCUAGCCCUGGUCUAUUACAUCACCCUGGCUGUAUUUCAGUGCCGCCGGAAGAGCUAUGGGCACCUGGACAUCUUUCCAACACGGGACACCUACCACCCCAUGAGCGAAUACCCCACCUACCACACGCACGGGCGCUAUGUGCCCCCUGGCAGCACCAGGCGCAGCCCGUAUGAGGAAGUUUCUGCAGGAAAUGGUGGAGGCAGCCUCUCUUACACGAACCCAGCAGUGGCAGCCACUUCCGCCAACUUGUAGGAGCUCGUCACCCGCUUGGCAGCGGGCAGAAGUGCCGGUCUCAGGUCUUCACUGCCAGAGCCCCUCCUGGGGUCUGGGCUGGUGAUCGGGGAGCUCAGGUGGGCUGCUCACAGCUUUCCUCCGAGGCUCUGCCAAGUCUCCCACCCAUCUUAUCCCUGUGAAGCCCAACCCUGCCGUCAGGAAAAUACC
Molecule: messenger RNA, 1804 nt
Organism: Heterocephalus glaber (naked mole-rat)
Lineage: Eukaryota; Metazoa; Chordata; Mammalia; Rodentia; Bathyergidae
Source: RefSeq, a predicted model, not a curated record